Acaulospora morrowiae is the source of this 744-nucleotide messenger RNA. Lineage: Eukaryota; Fungi; Glomeromycota; Glomeromycetes; Diversisporales; Acaulosporaceae. The record is from the annotation of a GenBank genome assembly.
AUGUCCAGCAAAUUCAUAAAAAAUUCUAGAAUUUAUAGCCCCCCGUUGCUACUACCUCAUAACAAUUUAUCAUCUUCUCCGUCUUACCUCGUUUCAAUCACCAAUCGAUUAAUAAAAAUUAUACCUCUUGAUGUAAAAUAUGGUAGAUUAAUUUCUUCAUGUACACCCUUUUCAGGUCAUUUUAAAAAACCCAUUCCUAGAAUCGGUCAACGUGAACGUGAGAAGAUAGAUCAUGAUGAUGGGAAAGGAUAUGCAAAUCAAAGAGUACAUAUCACGCAAAAAUCUAAUGGAAGACCUGGAACCAUAAGAGAAUAUGUAAGAAAUUUGAAAUCCUUAAACCAAAACGGAAAAAAGAAAAAGGCGCCUAUAGCAUUAUAUGACUCAGUUCACAACAAAAAAUCGAUUGAAAAAAAGUUUGUUGUUGAAGAAACAACAGCUAUGAAGGCAACAAAUGAUGCGCAAGCAAGAAUUAAAGAAAAAAAAUUAAAAAGGUCCCACGGAAGACGAGAUAAUUAUGCUACAAACUAUAAAGAGGCGAAUCUGGAACUAUUUAAAGAUUUUCCGGCUUGGUUGAAAGGAUUACGUUUAACAAAGUAUACACCGUUAUUUGCCAAAAUGGAUGAAAAUAGUAUUCUGAAGUUAGAUAACUCCAUGUUGAAAGCUAAAGGUUUGACAUUAGGCGCAAGAAAUAAAUUAUUAAGAGAGCUGAACAAAGUUAAAGAGGUUAAGAAAAAUAAAGAAUGA